This is a messenger RNA of Gracilinanus agilis (Agile Gracile Mouse Opossum), 853 nucleotides long. Its product is annotated as glutamate receptor ionotropic, kainate 5-like. Gene Ontology annotation, biological process: modulation of chemical synaptic transmission; synaptic transmission, glutamatergic. The transcript has 5 exons. NCBI's taxonomy places the organism in Eukaryota, Metazoa, Chordata, Mammalia, Didelphimorphia, Didelphidae. The annotation marks the transcript as partial. The record is from RefSeq and is a predicted model, not a curated record. Gene Ontology annotation, molecular function: kainate selective glutamate receptor activity; transmitter-gated monoatomic ion channel activity involved in regulation of postsynaptic membrane potential. Gene Ontology annotation, cellular component: kainate selective glutamate receptor complex; plasma membrane; postsynaptic membrane.
GCUGAGCCCCUAUGAAUGGUAUAACCCUCACCCGUGCCUCCGAGCACGUCCCCAUGUGGUGGAGAACCAGUAUACCCUGGGCAACAGCUUGUGGUUCCCCGUCGGGGGAUUCAUGCAGCAGGGCUCCGAGAUCAUGCCCCGGGCACUUUCUACCCGAUGUGUCAGCGGGGUCUGGUGGGCCUUCACUCUCAUCAUCAUCUCCUCCUACACGGCCAACCUGGCAGCCUUUCUAACCGUGCAGCGAAUGGAGGUGCCAGUGGAGUCGGCUGACGACUUGGCUGACCAGACUAAUAUUGAGUAUGGGACCAUCCAUGCAGGUUCCACCAUGACCUUUUUCCAGAACUCUAGGUACCAGACAUACCAACGAAUGUGGAACUACAUGCAGUCUAAGCAGCCCAGUGUGUUUGUGAAGAGCACAGAGGAAGGCAUCGCCCGAGUCCUCAACUCCCGCUAUGCCUUCUUGUUGGAAUCCACCAUGAACGAGUACCACAGGCGCCUCAAUUGCAACCUCACCCAGAUUGGGGGCCUCCUCGAUACCAAGGGCUAUGGCAUCGGCAUGCCACUGGGCUCCCCAUUCCGGGACGAGAUCACACUGGCCAUCUUGCAACUGCAAGAGAACAACCGAUUGGAGAUCCUAAAGCGAAAGUGGUGGGAGGGGGGCCGGUGUCCAAAGGAGGAGGACCAUCGGGCCAAAGGGCUGGGAAUGGAGAAUAUUGGUGGAAUAUUUGUGGUGCUCAUCUGUGGCCUCAUCAUUGCGGUCUUCGUCGCUGUCAUGGAGUUCGUGUGGUCCACAAGAAGGUCGGCAGAAUCCGAGGAGGUGAGGGCCCAAGGAUUCAAGAGGAUGGGGGACAGG